AAAAAAAAAAGGAAGGAAGAAGUAUAAAUAAUAUUUGUUGGUAGGCCAUCAUAUUUCUUAUAGUAUUAUAAUCAAAAUAUAUGGAAGCUGAGGACCCAGGUUGAAAACCGACGUCCCAACAUCCUCCACCUUCACUGACAUACAUACGUCUCCCUUCAUAUCUCGAUUUGGUUUUGUUCUGCCGUUUGAGUGAGAGCGAGCUGGCGUUUGGUACACAUUACAUUGUCUUCCUUAUUUGGUUAAGUGUUAGAUCAAAUUCCAACCCCCAUUUUGAUUAAUUGCUCUCACCUCAAAUCCAAUUGCUUUUGACCACUUUCUCUUUUUUCAAUAAUUAAUUCACCUAAUUUCGGCAAAUUUGUUUGCAUUUUUUUUAACAGAAAGCUUCCCCAAAUCCCUCAAUUUUUCUGGAUCAAUUUCAUUUGUAAUUUGAGCUUUAAAAGACAAUUUGGGAUCUGGGUUUUUCAGAAAUUGGAUUUUCACAAAGAUCCAAUCACCCAAAUCACUACUACUCUCAUCAAUUUCUUUGAUUUCCUUAUUUUAAUUGGGGUUUCUUACCAGAUUUUGCAUGUCCAGCAAGUCAAAAUCAUAUUGUUCUACAAGAACGAUGUUUGCAACUAAUGGAUGGUUUUAUCCAAUAGUUGGUAUAGCAACAUUAGUUGCUUUCAUUUACAUGUCAUUUGGUGGUGAAUUUAACAUUAGAAUUAGUGUGAUUAAGGAACCAAAUUAUAGUUUUGUUGAGAGGGUUGGGAAUCAGUUUAUGUUGGAUGGAAAACCCUUUUAUGUUAAUGGUUGGAACUCUUAUUGGUUAAUGGACCAUGCUGUUGAUGGCUUCAGUAGGCCAAGAGUGAAAGAAAUGCUUCAAGCUGGAUCUAAAAUGGGUCUAACUGUGUGUCGAACUUGGGCUUUUAAUGAUGGUACCUAUCAUGCUCUCCAGCUUUCUCCUGGUGUCUUUGAUGAGCAAGUUUUUCAGGCUUUGGAUUAUGUGAUUGCCGAAGCACGAAAAAGUGGAGUAAGACUGAUUUUAAGUUUAGUUAACAAUUUGAAAGCAUAUGGUGGAAAAACACAAUAUGUGAAGUGGGCUUGGCAAGAGGGCAUUGGGAUUAGCUCUUCCAACGAUUCUUUCUUUUACGAUCCAUCUAUUCAGACGUAUUUCAAGAAUUAUAUCAAGACAGUGCUUACAAGAAAGAAUACCAUUAACGGGAUUGAAUACCGCGAUGAUCCUGUGAUUUUUGCUUGGGAAUUAAUCAAUGAACCACGUUGCAUGUCUGAUCCGACAGGUGACACUCUUCAAGAUUGGAUCAAGGAAAUGUCCGAAUUUAUAAAGGCAAUUGAUGAGAAGCAUCUGGUUACCGUAGGCCUUGAGGGAUUUUAUGGUCCAAAGAGUGCUAAGUCAUCUCUAAACCCCUCAGAAUGGGAAGCCACUAUUGGAACUGAUUUCAUACGCAACAAUGAUUUACCAACAAUUGAUUUUGCUUCUGUUCACAUGUAUCCUGAUCAAUGGCUUUUAGUGGAUAAUCUUGAAGAAAAAUUGGAGUUUGUCAGGAAGUGGGUGUCAUCUCACAUUGAUGAUGGUGAUAAACAACUUAAGAAGCCUGUAAUGUUGACUGAAUUUGGGCUGUCAAGUCAAAACAAGGACUUUGAUCCUUCACACCGAGAUAGGUUGUUCAAACUUGUUUUUGAUAUCAUAUACAAGUCUGCAAAAAAGAAUGGGUCUGGUGCUGGUUCACUUAUUUGGCAGCUCUUCGUAGAUGGAAUGGACGAUUUUCAUGAUGAUUUCGGGUUAAUCCCAUGGAAAAAGCGAUCCACUUAUGACCUGAUAGCUGGGCAGUCGUGCAGGUUGGCUUUAUUGCAUCAACGUUCGAACUUGCAAGGAAGUUUGAGAGAUCUGUGUCGGCGAUCGUGAAUUCUAUACAACUGCAAGAGAAAUCGUAAUUUUCUUACUGCUAGCUUACCGAUUUUAGUUUCUGGAAGUAUGUUCAUUUUUUAUGUUGCAUUGAGCUGUGCAGAUGAUCUUUUUAUGGGUAGAGAAUUGUGCUGUCUAUAUUCUCGAAUUCAUAUAGACAGAAAGAUAAAACUGUAGACUGCAGACGGAUUCACACUACUUGUCAAACUGCCAAUGCUCAAAAUGGCUAUAUUCUCGCAGAUGAUGUCGGUGGCCAUCGUGAACAAGAAUCAUCUAUGACAUCCUUGCAAGUUUGAAGGUCAGAAAUUCGGACGAGAGCAGUUUGGAGGCAUGAUAUCACCAUGUAUAUUGUCAAUGAGCAGAAACUCGUUUUGCCUAGUAGUUUUUGAAAUGUUUUGAUUCUCUUUUAUUUAAUUACCCCAUAAUUUUCAUUUUACUUUUUUUUUUUUUUUUUUUUUCAUUUUUUUAUUAAGUACCCUACAACAUCUUUGUUUAAGAAGGCUUUUAGAUUUCUUUACGCAAAGUUGAUUUGUCACGAAGAAAGGAUUUGUGAACAACUUGGAUGUGUCGGUGGCCUCAGUGCAGUUUGUAUAAAUGUGAUAUGCAGUACCAAUUUUGAUUUCAGUUUGUAUACCCUGACUAUGUAGGUGCAAUUCAUAUUUUUAGAAUAGAAUUCUAGCAUAAACUUAUUUAUCUUAA
Chenopodium quinoa (quinoa) is the source of this 2602-nucleotide messenger RNA. RefSeq names its product mannan endo-1,4-beta-mannosidase 2-like. The record is from RefSeq and is a predicted model, not a curated record. Gene Ontology annotation, molecular function: hydrolase activity, hydrolyzing O-glycosyl compounds. NCBI's taxonomy places the organism in Eukaryota, Viridiplantae, Streptophyta, Magnoliopsida, Caryophyllales, Amaranthaceae. The coding region runs from base 566 to 1903 and encodes 445 amino acids. The transcript is spliced from 5 exons.